Molecule: messenger RNA, 1113 nt
Organism: Lactuca saligna
Lineage: Eukaryota; Viridiplantae; Streptophyta; Magnoliopsida; Asterales; Asteraceae
Source: the annotation of a GenBank genome assembly
AUGUCCUCUUGGUCGGAUCUUCUGCCGGAAAUUCUAAAUAAGAUCGCCGGAAAGUUCGAAUUUUAUGAAGAUCUCAUCAGUUUUCUUUGUGUUUGUAGUUCAUGGAGAUCUUCUGCCUCCACAACUAAAAAGUUAAUACCGCAUCUUCCUUCUCGCUUUCCAUUGUUGAUGCUUGCAGAGUCCAAUACCCAAGAAGACGAUCAUCAAGAUUGCUAUAAGUUUUUUCUUCUUUCCAGCGGCACUAUGCGUAAGAUGCAACUACCUGAGGCUCGCUGGCAGCGAUGUAUAUCAACCCAUGGGUGGUUGCUGACCACCGGUGAAGAAGAGUUCUCCGCCAAGCUCCUCCAUCCACUUUCUCGUACUCAAAUCGAUCUCCCUGAGCUUUAUAUGUUCGAGGAACUCUACUUUGAUCAGGACGAGUGGAUUUACUAUGGGCAAAGCAUGAGGAAAGUAGUUUUUACGUCAUCGAACCCUUUGUUAUUGGAUCCUGACUUUCGUGUUAUUAUCAUCUGGGGCCAAACUAUAGGGUUUUGCAGGCUUGGUGACGUUUCAUGGACUCGUAUAGCAGGUUGCGAUGGACAUCUUCUCGACAUCACGUAUCAUAACUUGCGAAAACGGCAAUACACAGUGACAACCGUCGGAUCAAUCUAUGAAUGUGACAUUCUUAGCGGUGGACCAGGUCGUUUAACUUUGAAGCAAUUGUCAACAUUACCACAACCAGAAUUCGAUUUUUCGUACCACCAAUCAGCGUAUCUUCUCGAAUGGGGAUAUGACAGGUUGCUAAUGGUAACACGUGAACAUCAGUGGUACAAGAAACAUGUUUGGAUGAUGAAAAGUGGUCGAAACUCCUCAGUUUUGGGAGACAAAGCUGUGUUUUUGGGUUUCAAUUCAUCAUUCGCCAUUGAUGCAGCUGGUGGCAUAAAGCCCGAUUGUAUCUACUUCACUGACGAUCUUUAUGAGCCAUACCGUGAUCUGGCUGAUGGAGGUGGAGGGGAUGUUGGAGUUUAUCAUAUGUCUGAUGGUAGCAUCGGAGCCAUUAUGGAUGCACAACAACACUUGUUCCGUGGUCGUCCUCCUUUGUGGCUUCAAACAAGCACCAUCCCAUGCGAUUGA